AUCAUGGGGCGCGCGGCAGCGACGUAGCAGUGAGCGACAAGCAGCAGCAGCGGACCCCGCCGGAGCUCUCUCCCUCGUGCGCGAGAAAGGUGCAGAGGGCGCUGUGGCCAGGGCUGCCCCUCUUCAGCCCCCCCUCCACGUAUAACAGGCGAGCGGCCGUGGGCCGGCGGCACAGUCGUGCCCUGAGGCUUGAUCGGGUGGAGUUCGGUCGGCAUCGUGUGCUCCUACCAGUUUGUGUGUUUCCGUGUGCUGCUUACUGCUGCUGCGCGCCAACCCCAUGGCGCCCCCGGGUGGGCCCUGAGUUGCGACACCCAUGAGUUCGUACCAGUUCGUCAAUUCGCUGGCCUCCUGCUACGGCCAGCAGCGAGGCCAGGACACGGACUACUACACGCCGCAGGUGCAACCGUACGCCGCCACCGGCUGCUACAGCGGGCCGGCGUCGCCCGUGCAGCCCUACGGCGGACCGUACAGCCAGCCGGCGGCGCACCUGCAGAACGGCGGCGCCGAGCACGGCUUUCCCGGCUGCGGCGGGCAGCGGCUGCCGGGCGCCGCGGGCCACCCGAGUCCGCGCACGCCCACGCCGUCCGCGGCCAGCUGCAAGUACGCGGCGCCCGAGUCGACGGCCGCGUCGCCGCAGGACCUGAGCGCCUCCAGCACCCAGUCGCCGUCGAGUCCCGAGACGCGGGGUUCGUCGCCGUCGCCGGGACAGCCCGCGCAGGGUGCGCACAGCAGUCCGCCGAGGAGCGCGGCCGCCGCAGCGCAGCAGGCCACGCCGACAGCUGGGAGCCAACCGCAGCAGCAACAAGCGCAGCAGCAGCAGUCUUCGCAGCAGAAGCCCGCGUACCCAAACAACCCGCCGCAGAUCUACCCCUGGAUGCGAAAAGUCCACGUCGGCCAGAACGGCGUGAACGCCAUGGGUGAGACGAAGCGGCAGAGGACAUCGUACACGCGGUACCAGACGCUGGAACUCGAGAAGGAGUUCCACUUCAACCGCUACCUGACGCGGCGGCGGCGCAUCGAGAUCGCGCACGCGCUGUGCCUCUCGGAGCGGCAGAUCAAGAUCUGGUUCCAGAACCGGCGCAUGAAGUGGAAGAAGGAGCACAAGAUGGCCAACACCAUUCCACCCCAGAUUCCGCAGGUGAUCCCCGACCACCACUCGCACAUGCACAGCGAAACCAAGGCGUAGGCAGGGCAGUUGCUGCCGUUCUCAUAACAACCGUUUGUUUGAACAAUCCCCCUCUCUCUUCUUGUUUCUCCCGUUCGACAUGCCCGCAAUGAACAGAUUGAGGAAAGGAGGUGACGAGGAAAACAAAAAUUUAUUCGAGAAAGGAAGAAAAGCUGAAAAAAAAAAAGUACAGUCGAUCCCGCCUCGUUCGUUCGUUUGUUCAAGUUCGCUCGUACUUGUUUUCUGGAGGCUCUUCGUCUCUUUCGUGAUUCACGUUAACCUCCUCUUUUCUUUCUAUCCACUCUUCGUUGCCCUCGCAAUCUCGUGACGUCAUAACGCGCCUGCGCGGUCACGAGACGCGUCCGUCGUCGAAACGAUCCCUCAUCGACUGAUCUCCCCGCAUGAUGUAGGCGGCGAUCGUACAAUAACUCCGGCGAACUGACUCAUUCGAAAACGAAAUACCGGAAGCCGUCGCGUGAUCAGAGGAACGCAGAAUUUGGAGUAGGAAAUCGAUGCCCAAGCGCUUAUCCACCUUAUACCUUAAGCGCAAAGUUUUCAUUUUGUACGUGCACAGCUGAGGUUAUCCUAAACUGUGGUUAUCUUGAUAUCGAACAUUAUUGUGCUAAGUGGAAGCGCGGAAUUUGCGUGUCACUCGCGCCUCUCAGAUGUAAGCAACACUACAAUCACCAACGUAGUUUCUCGCAACUGCGGCCAGAUUGCGUGGUUCCUUUAUCCAGCACGAUGUGCCAGAAUCUUGAAGGAAUAUUUCAACGAUUGCUUAUAUCGCGCGACUGGGCUGCUCUGAGCUGCAUAACGUCAAUUAUAAUGCUGCGUUGCGCUAAUAACGUUACAAUAUUAGGGUCAGUACCAUGUUCACGGCCUAAAAAAUAAACCAGGAGCGCCGAAGUUCCAAAAUUUUACACCUCGUCUGAAAAAGAACUAUGCUUGCAUUACAAUACUCAUUCAUUCCUCGAGGUGGCGACGGGUAGCUGCAGUUCCUCUGAUGUUCGCGUCGGGUUCUUACGUGAACGCUCGAUCCAAAAAAAAAAAAAAAAAAAAAGCACUCUCACUCAAAUUGCCUUUAAAAAACGACGCCCCACCCCACUCCUUACCCUUGCUUUCUUUCGGCUGCCAUGUGCGUACAGAGCUUCUUCUUUUUCACUUCUCUCGGAGGAGACGUAACACGACCAAACUUGAAAAUAAUCCAAGCAAGUGGCCCGAAUGAAAUAAAUAAUAACCAUCCGCCGCCGUGCGUACACCGCCUCAGUCAAGCUAGCGCCGACGAACGCCAUCUGGUGCCGGUUAUUCAACUUUUUGGCCACCCAUGACUAAAUUGCCGAGAGCUACACCUAAUUAAUCAGCUCCACCCAAAACUAUUACGCUGUCAGUGGCUUACGCUGCGGACUUGAUAACUCAGAUUAGAGCAUUCUUAAUAUCAAACAAUUCGCUUGAAUUUGAUCUGAGAAUCGCAACUGGGCCAAUAUUCCAUCUUGGUCGACCAAUAACCUGCCCCUGAUCGGUUCGUCACAGCGUGGCACAUCCAAUAAAAACCUAACUGCCUUUUCAUAUCGGAGAUUCAGCUUCGCUACCAGCUCUAACAAACGAGCAGAACUCUUUCGAGACAUCUCCCAUAAUCCUCCGCAGCAGAGGAUGGCAGCUAUCUUACAUAGUGCGGUGUGUCGAAGCAGUGAAGCCCCCUUUUUUUUUUCGGGAGACAAACAAACGUGAGAAUAACAACGACUGUCUUAUCUACGCGCGUGGUGAUCGACAUACUGGGAUAAGCAGAGCUCAGGCCUGGAUCCUUACGCGAAAUUUACAAAGCCGAACGUACGACAAGAAUUCCUAUCGCGAAAGUCGCGCCAACACGUCGUACAAGUAAAACAAAGAAAGAAAAAUAACGGAAGAAACGCAGGCGUCCAAUUCUCAUUGACUGGCGAGCUUAUCGGCAUUGUUGAACAAAAAUAAAGAGAAAGAAAGGAUCCGGUCAAGGAAUAGCUUUACCCAGAAGUGCAUGUCGCGGUCAUACGUGUGGUAUCAUACUCCGACGAACACAAGAAAAACAAAACAAGCAAAAACAGCGACGACGACGAGAAAAAGGAGAAGAACAUUGAAAACUCUUGAAAACACGACCCGUGUGGCAUAGACUUCCGCGAGGAGAGGAAACGUGACCUCAACUCCGUGCGCUCGAACCAUUAGGACUCGCGCCAACCAACCAGACUCACGCAACACCCACACGAAUCGACGUCGUCCGAACGCCCGCCGAGGCGUGGAAGCCGCUGGCUUGUAGGCUUCGAGGAAGAAGAGAGGCUUGGAGAAAGAAAAAAAGAAAAAAGGCCUUCGGCUGUGAACACGCCUCCAGGUGUACGCGAGGACUGGCUUUCCGACGCGCACGCCCUCUACACCCACCGGACGAAAAAAAAACGUCAUCACCUCGCGCCGGUGACUUCCUCUUCUUCACCAGCGGGUGUCACCCACAGCCGAGUCGUGCGUCGUGGAGCACCCGGGACACUCUCACGAGGGUGUCACCAUCAACGUCACCACCUCUCCUCCUCCAGCGUCAUCCCGCCUCAUCCGAGUGAACUGUGUGGGUGAGUGCGGAGAGGAGCAACGGGUUACUUUCUUCUUGUUCGUUCGUGCUGUGUGUGUCUGUGGUGAAAAAAAAAAAAAAAGCACCACCCUGAAGGGACACUCUGAGAUGAACCACCACUCACCUUGAGCCGAGUGUGCGCUCUAAGGAAGCAUUGGCUGUGCACGACACCCAACACCGGUCAUCGACGGCACCAAAAAAAAAAUGUAAGACGAAGGAUACACAGUGUGUCACACCGCUAAAACAGAGACACACACACAAUAUAAGAAGGAAAAAAAAAAGAUAUAUUUAUAUAUAUAAAGUAUGUAUGAUCUGUAAAGUGUAAAACGAAGGUAUAAUAGAGGAGUGAGAGAGGCAGGAUUCAAACAAACAAAAAAGAAAAAGUGAAAGCUACAAGUUGUACACCAGCACACACACGUGCGCAAACACACAAAACACAUACCUACAAGAGAAACACACGCGAAGGACUUGUGUGUGACCACGAACUGUUUAUCCCUUCUCCUCAACCUCUGUUUCUCCAACGCUGCAAAUCGUUCCAGAGAUGACGUCAUUCGUCGCCCGUGUCCUCCUCCAAUCGCCGAGCGGCGCUGCUGUGGCGUCGAGCCACCAACGCCAGCUCACGGCGUUCGACAAAACACGGGCCAAGGCAAAGAGGCAAGGAAGGAAGAACAAGAGAUACAAAAACUGUUCACUCUAUCGGCUACGAGGACUGACUUUAUGACGCGAGUUGUGUGAUGAUGCCUAGACACAGCGGACGCUAUGUGAAACGGUGCCUAUGUGUGUGUCGGUGUCUUCAGGCAUGUACGCGAAAAAAAGAAAAUAACUCGGAGCUGAAGGUUGAAGUGACGAAAGGCUAACGGAAGAUUGUCGUUGUAUUGACGUGAGCGCAUACUCAGGGGUUUCAGAUGGGCUGUGGGGUGGCUUGCUGCUGAGAGAGAAAAACAAGAAAAAGGUGGUUGGGAAGGAGCAGCCAAGGCAAGAAGAGGCGAAGGUGAAAAAAACUCAAUAAUUUAAGGACAACGCGAGGGAGGAAAUAGAUUGAAGCUGACGAGAAAGUGUAGGGUGCUCCCGUUUGUGUUUCGUUUCCUAGAUUUUGCCCUCCUAGCUGAGUGUGUUAUAUUGAGAUAUCUCUUACAGCUGUACCAUAGUUUUCUCGGAAGUGUUGUUGUGGGUAAAGAAAAAGUGUGUUGUGAAUGGUGAUGCUUCGUUUCUUCGUGACACGAGCGAACUGCUUUUUUUGCUUGCUUCAUUUUUUUUUUCGCAUCGAUGGCUCAGUGCAUUUGUUUCGACCCCUUGCUGGGUAUAUGAGUGGAGUGUGUGAAGAGAUGAACCUGUGUUCACUGGCUGAUUAUUACUGUCUCAACUUUGUUUUUUUUUUUUCUCGGCCACCGUGUUACUUUUUCUUGUCUCAGGUUUUUACGCCUAUACACACCACUAACACUGGUGCGAAUAAGAAGGAAUGUACAAUAUUGAGUUUUAUUUUUACAACUUCACAUGUUACCUGGAGCAUUCGGUGAGAAACCCUCUACGCUUGUUUAGAGAAUGUGGUUGUGAAUUUCUUGUGUACAUAGGUUAUUUUACAUGUGCUGUUAGUUUGUUUUUUUUUCUUACAAUUUGUGAAUAUGUGCUGCUCAUUUUGUGGUUGGUUUAUUUUAUUCUCUUUUGAGGAUUGAGCCAACGCUGUGUUACACAGAGUCAUGCCAAGAAGGAAAAAAAAACGCAAAGAACUACUGAAAAAGAAAACCCGAUGAAACAGAUAGAUGUAUGUUUGGAGGCAAGCAAGAGAAAUGUGGUUCGUGCCAUAUUGUUCUCAAUUUGCUGAUCUCUCCUCAUAGUGCUAAUUUAUUGCGUUUGCAUUUACCACGACAGAUGUUUGGGAGACCGUUUUUCGGCUUUUUGCUCAGCGGUACACGGUUAUCCAUUAGUGGUUUUCGUCCCGCCUUGCAUAAAACAUGUCACGGAGUGCGAUUGGUCGCGUAGUCGACGCGUUGGGAUCAUAAACAGGAGGUGAACGUAAGGGGGUCAGCAAUUUCGGGACGGCCCCACGAAAUGCUUAGCUCGUCUUAUCGCAAUCGCCGAGCGCUAGAAAGGCAGGCUCGAUGCACUUUGGUAUUGGGAAAUUCGCGAAUCAAAUCCAAACCAGAACACUCCAAAACAUCCGGCUUCGGAUAUGGAAUCGAAUACUGUAUACUUUUUCCGGUUUGUUACAAACUCCAACAAACCAGCAAAAGCACCACAUAUAAGGAGAUGCUGUUAAAGAAAAAUCGCACUUGCUCUAACGCACAUAAAUGUUCUUGUAAGUCAAUUCUGAUUGCCAGCUUACUGAGUUGAGCUGUGCAGAAAAUGAAAGCCAACCGAACGCAGCCAUUUUCUUGGACCAAACAUGCCCAGGAAAGCGUUGUAACUCCGUGAGCCAUUAGUUGAAUACCUGUAUAUAUGAAACAGUAUAAUCCAUCUAUCCUAUACAAAUGUAUUCGAUUCGUACUACAAAAGUUUGAAUAUUCUCCUACUUACGAUUUCUAAUUCACUGAUUCGCAGGCGCCUCCUCCAAUAGCGAACGGUAUUUUGCUAAGAACACUCGUUACGCCUGGAGGAAUUUGUGCUAAGACAAGCUGAGGGCACUGCUCACAAAUAUUUCACUAGGAGUUAACUAGACAGAAACAAUUAUAAUAUUAACUCGUUCUCCGCAGGCGAAAACAACCUACUCCCAGCCCACUUCGAAAAGUAAAGUGGGCGGGUCCGCGAAGGCGCCGCCCGACCGACCAAUCGCACGCCGACGCUUGUCCAUUUCACCGCUUUGCUUGUAUAGAAGCGCCAUUUGCAUGGCGAGUCCUCUCGACCCGAAUUAUUUGAAGAAGGAAAAAAAAAUUCCGAAGUCAGUUUUUCAGAUAUAUAUAAAUAUAUAUAUGUAUACACAAACAUUACUAUUUAUGUAGUGCUUUCCAUCCACAUUCAUUUUAGUGGGAGGCGUACGAGAACAGCGGCGCGGAGGCAGUCCCUUGCUUUGUACAACGCGGUGCUGAGAGGAGAUGUCAUGUUCAACUUUCUGGCCUGUCUCGCCUUUCUUUCAGAGGCGAUACGUCCUGUCUCAUGAAGUUUCAUACUUUAGACUGCAACUAUCCGUGGUAGCACAGAGAGCGCAGUCGAAAGGUUGUUAUGCAGCCUUUUUCAGCGAUUUGCAUUCAGCGUACACAUAUGAUUAGACUGUAUACGUUGACCCGGCCAGCGAGUCCUUGCAUUGCAAUCUGGUAUAGGCAAAGUACAAAGUGCGCAAAAGUUACCAAGGUCGCUUUGCCUGUUCGGACUUUCUGUUCAAUCCUGAAACAAGCAUGAAUUGAAACCCUGAGAUAUUCGCGGCAUUUAUCAGUCAGGUCACAACUGGAAGCUUACUUUAGUAUUAAUAUGACGAUACUUGACACAAGUUCUUUUGCUGCUCGCCAGAAUGUCAAAAUUCCACGUACAGUAGUAAUACUGAACAUUUCCGGCUGCGUGUCAAUAUCCCAGGAGGCCGAGUAUUUGCAUCUCGGGUGUAAUUCUCUUGCUGCUUCUCGAAAACAUCGAUACUGAUCUAAUCUGAGGAUUCGGUGGUAUAACUGACGCACCAGGGACGUAUCACGCAGUAUCAUCGAUAAUAGCUGUAUCACUGACAUCACUGCUGCGGAAGUGAAGCUCACUAGUUUUUACUUCUACUGCAUUAGUAAGAGACAGGGGCAGCAAAAGAACGUUUUGAGAGAGAGAUGAUUUAUUAGAAGGCAGAGAGGUCUGAGGAUUUGUCACCACCGUUACCAGCUGGACCCGUGUACCAGCUGCGCACGUGGUGGUGUACCUGGUGGUUGUUCACAUACGCAGCUGCGAGAAACACCACCGUACGGAUCUCUGCGGACCAUAAGGGCAACAAGCUGGUAGAGCUUGCUGGUGGCGGGGUACCAACAACAGAUGAUGACCAGAUUGUUAAAGCUGCGCUUGAAAUUAUGAACUCCAUCUCACGCACGGCAGUUUCGAAGGCCAGAGAGUCUUCUCAGCACCGCGGCGCGCCGCCGUUGGACCGGUGUAUAAGGUUGCGGUAGUCAUUUGAGGAGGAACAACGUGUGGUUCGGUAACUGUGACGUCACGGCCUCCCCCGGCGGGGAGAGGGGUUUGGACAGAUAUCGAACGGACGGAGACAUCCAUGUUCUUCACCAGAGCAGUGUGUACAUGUCAGUGUAGGGAUACGCGCGUAGUGAUCGUCGUCUUCGUUGUAAGCAGCAGGAGCGAGCAGCAGUGCUGGCAGGAAGGCGCUUCGUUAUUUUUAGACUGGCGAGUAAGGAAGAAGGUAUUAGCGUCCGCUGCCCGUGCUUGCGUGCACCGCCCGACAGCUCUUUUAUUUCCCGCUUCGGCGUUUGCACGAGCGGGAAAGGCAAAAAAAAAAAAAAUUGCCUUGGUUCCGGCGUCAGGUGCAUGUAGGACGGCAGGAAGAACCCCUCAGUAUGAGAGCGAGAUAACCGUGCAAGAAAGACUGGGCCUUCGCAAACUAUUCUCUGUAAAUAUUUGAUACCCGUCAUCAGGAUCGCCCGGCAGCGCUACACUUAUAUAAAUACCGCAUAUACAGACAAAAAAGGGAGGUACAUAGAUGCACACGUCAUCAAACGGGAAAGGAGGAAGAGGCGUGAAAAGAAAAAAAAAAGAAAAUUAUAUAUAUACACACACUCACGCGCCGUUGCAUCUACACCACAUCAAUGUCGCAUUCCAUUGUUCACGCGGAUGAAAAAAAAAAAAAAACUACAACACUGUAUCGACGUGAAGCCCUGCCCUUUGUUCUGUCAUAAUUCAUGGUGUACCCCCCGAUUCCUCUGUCCCUUCCCCAUCCCUCGUUCACUCCCAUGUUGCCCUCGGUCCUAAUAGCGUGUAGACUGUCAUUUCAACUGUGUCAACGUCUCUUGUUUUAUUGUUUCAAUCAUUAUUUUCUUCCGCGCGCGCCUGAUGAGAUGCAGUUGUGUGACGUAAAAGCAUACCCAGUCAUCUGCGGUUCGUUCAAAGAGAAUGCGGCAAUGUUUCCCGGUUGUGGUGAAAAAAAAAAAAAAAAGGAGAUAGGGGAAGGGGGAGGCAAUCGUCGCAACAUAGAGGCGCCGCCAUCUUUGUGCGCGCAGAGUAAAAAAGGAGGAGGGGGAAUGGACAUCCGAUUGAGACAAAAUUGCGAGUUGAUGAAAAAAAAAAAAUGUUCGAUGCCUGUUAAUGUACUCAUGCGUGGGUGAUUUCAAGCAAAGCCGGGUCGUUCUCACCUUCUUGCUAUACCAGUGCAUUACUUGGAAGUCAUGAACUGUGUAUGAUCUAAGCUGUCAUUAAAAUGUGGUUGAUGUCACGGACAA
This is a messenger RNA of Rhipicephalus sanguineus (brown dog tick), 9097 nucleotides long. RefSeq names its product homeobox protein Hox-A5. The coding region runs from base 314 to 1186 and encodes 290 amino acids. Gene Ontology annotation, cellular component: nucleus. Gene Ontology annotation, biological process: regulation of transcription by RNA polymerase II; anterior/posterior pattern specification. Lineage: Eukaryota; Metazoa; Arthropoda; Arachnida; Ixodida; Ixodidae. The transcript has 2 exons. The record is from RefSeq and is a predicted model, not a curated record. Gene Ontology annotation, molecular function: RNA polymerase II cis-regulatory region sequence-specific DNA binding; DNA-binding transcription factor activity, RNA polymerase II-specific.